Messenger RNA from Panthera uncia (snow leopard), 7260 nucleotides. RefSeq lists its product as uncharacterized. NCBI's taxonomy places the organism in Eukaryota, Metazoa, Chordata, Mammalia, Carnivora, Felidae. Bases 600 to 1232 code for a protein of 210 amino acids. The record is from RefSeq and is a predicted model, not a curated record. The transcript has 5 exons.
GUGUGUUCCGGGUUGAGGGGAGGGGGAGUAGAUUGGUGUGGUUCAUUCUAAAGAGUGAAGGAAUUCCCGGGUGGAAAUAUUUCCACUAGGAACGCCAUGAUACUUCCGGUGCAGAAACGGUAAUGGGAAGUCUUGGGAGGAAAGAUAAAUUCGAGAAGGGAGACAGAGGGAUGAGGUUUUUGGAGCUAGGUUAAUCACUGAAACAGCCAGUGCACCUAUCCUUAAGACGUGUUCUGGACCUUUCCCUCCCCAGAAAGGCAGAUUGCAAAUUAAAUGCAAUAUACAUGGGUUUGUCACGGUCUAUACAAUCAUUCUAAAGUCCCGGCCGGCCCUCAGUUCCCUAAGAGAGUUACCACUUGCCGUUCUACGUGCGAGAUACCACCUAAAAUUGGCAACAGAAAUUAAGGUCCUGCACAGCAAAGUAUUUAUACAACUGCUGGGGCCACUCCGCGGGGUGUGGAGGCGGGGAGGGAGGAGGAGUGAAGGUUGUUUACAAACUUUACGUACAUACUCAGCACCAUUCCUAAAGUUCUGGAAUUGGUGUUUACAACCUUCGGAUCUAGGGGUGUUCUGAUAACCUGGGUUCCAGUGCCUGGUUUAUGCCCACCCCAGCCAUAACCUUCGGCAGAAUGUUAGGAUUCCUGCGCUUUGGCCCUAGGUCUUGGGGCGGCGAUGACUCACGGCAGCACCCCCUUACCCCCCCGCGCGUCAAACUGCCGUCUCCGCCCACCCCCAAACAAUCUCAACAACGAGCCGAGCCGCAGCUCCUGGCGCUUUGCUGGGGGCUGGAGAGGCCCAUCGUUGUGCUCGUAUCCCAGCAGGCUAAAACCUUCCCAGUCCUACUCUUCAAGCUUGCCUCGUUCCCCCACCGGACCCUUCCGUUGAGCAGUGGAGACAGAUGCGACAUCCCCAACCGGGGACGCAGGAUCCACCAACGACAGCGCUCGGCAGGGGCAGCCAAGUGGCCCGGGCCAUCCAUGGCAUGGAAACCGUUGCCCUGCUAUACGACAGUGAACAAGAAACUGUUUCUGCUCUUGAGGAAUUCAUGUUUGGUGAAACACAUGGUCCAUUUGACAGAUCUCUCAAAAGCAAGCAGCAUCACUGAUAUCGUCUGUGUGGAUGGUGCCCCUGGAGCUGGGCAGUACAUAGCCUGUACAGCUGCAUCCUGGGGCCCCGAUUCAACAAUAUGUACUGGUUCCUGGGUUCGGGCCCCGCGUCGGGCUCUGUGCUGACAGCUCUGAGCUUGGAGCCUGCUUGGGAUUCUGUGUCUCCCCUCCUCUCUCUGCACCUCUCCUGCUCAUACUGUCUCUCUCGAGGCGGAAUUAUUUGAUGUUAACAUCAAAGACCACCGCAAUCAAGUGUGGGGUUUGCCUAUUAAUAUGCCAUGUAGCUAAUAAAAUGGUCAUUCCCCUUUUAUUUACCAGAAGCCUAUGUGACAGCCUAAAAGUGAAUCCCUCUUUCCUCUUCUGUAACAUAUAGUACUGACUUGUUUGGGGAUAUUUGACAGACUAAAAUUUAAGCCCUCUUUCCUUUUCCAUAAUAUGUAGUACCAAUUCGUUUGCGAUUGCAGUGAAAAUUCAAAGAGACAAUACAUAACUCAACCAUUUAGCACAAUGACUGCUCUACCAUAAUUAUUGUUAGCUGCUCUUGCUUACUACUGUUAGCCGUACAUAUGUUAGAGGUUUACGGUAAGAAUCACAUCCUUUUCCCUCUAAACUGAGAACCAAAAUUCGAGAAAAUAGAUACAGGAAUUAAACCAAGAGAGAUGAAAGGAUUAGUUUUAUAACUGAUAUUGCUAAUUGGAAGAACAUGGACUGGAUUUUCUGUCCACCUCUACCAAAUCUAGCAAUUGGUAUAGCUAAGCCCAAGAAACAUUGAAAUUGCUUUUUUGCCUCCAUCAAAGAUGGAGCGGCCCGGACACUGUCCCAUCCCAGGUUGGCUGACAUCAUGGCAGAACAGAGCCGACCCCUCAGGUGAGUCACAGAGCAGAGAAGUUGAGAGCUCUGAUCGUGGCGUUGGACACGUGAGCGAACCUGGCCGUGCCAUUCAUUAGCCAAGAAAUACCCAGCUCUCAACGUUUCUGUGACAGUCUUGUCAUCUCUAAGAAGCGGGUGGUAAUGGUACCACCUCACAGGACUGUCAUGGGGGUUGAAUAGAUGAAAAUGUUGCUCUCUGGCACAUAGAAACUCCAGUAAUAUAUGUUUGUCGCUAUCAGUAUCGACAAAAAGAAUACAGAAUACAGAAAGCAUGGCACCCCCAUGUUCUCCAGUCCCUCCUAUCAAAGAGGUUACUCUUCUUCCCAAGGAGAAGAGCACGUUAGGAGCAAAUACUUCUGAAAGAGAGGUCAUGGUCCCAUGCAUUUUCUUUCUCUACUCUGGAUACUAAGCAGAAGGGAAUAGGGUUUACCUUCCAUAUAUUUUAUCACUUGAUAUGGGUUUGAAGCUAUCCUAUCCCUGCAGGUCCCUAUGUCCACCUGGAGAGAAGGGGCUUUGUCACAUUCAUUAAAUAUUCCCAUAAAAAGGGCCAUGUGCUGUGCUUUGCAUCCAGUCAGCACUCAAUCAAUGCAUGAUGCAUUUGAACGUGAGCAUCUUUCUCUGAGAGAUUUUGUUUCCAAUAUACUACUUGUGAGGAGCUAACGUGUGGGGGCAAAAUACAGGCUCUGAACAGAAGUGUGAGGUUCCCACUUGUUUGCUCCCUUUCUUCAAAACAAUCGAGCCUUCUGGAUCCUGAUUUGCAGGACCAUCCUGAAACUGCAGGAUAUCUGACACUGACAAAUUUUUUAGCACAGGGCAAACACUUUUUACAUUCAACUUCCUCGUGUCCGCUUUUUUCCUGAUCUAGAGUUAUUGGACUUAUAUGUCCAAAGCAGAAACAGAGAAUUAGAAAAAGUUUACUGUAAGAUGAACACCUUGAUUUAUUUGCUCCCUCCAUUUGUAUGCUCAUAAAUUAGGUUUAGCUAAAUAUACACAUAGAGGAAGGAUUCAGUGAAAUAUGGAAUGGCAACUGGGGUGCCUGGGUGGCUCAGUUGGUAAGCAUUUGACUCUGGAUUUCAGCUCAGGUCAUGAUGUCAUGGUUUGUGGGAUUGAGCCCUGCAUCAGGCAUAGUGUGGAGCCUGCUUGGGAUUCUCUGUCUCCCUCUCUGUGCACACCACCCCCCACCCCUGCUGCCCGUUCUCUCUGUCUCUCAAAAAUAAAUAAAUAAAACAUUAAAAAAUAUGGUAUAGCAACUAGGCAAUAUAUUGUGAGGCUAGUAAAUAUGAAGAUUGUGUGGCUAUGUAGAAAACAUUCACAAAAUAAUAUUCAAUUCAGUAAAGGAGGGCACCAGACUGGAGGUAUACUAUCAUUCUAAUAUAAGAAAUACAUUUCCUUUGUUGUAGUAGUUACUCUCUGAAAUUAUUUGCUUGGUAUUUAUUACCUGCCUCCCCCAAUUGCAAUGUAUGUUCAAUGGGAUUUUGUCUAUUUUGUUUGUCUCGAUAAUUCCAUGGCCUUGUGGCAGGGUUUGGCACACCACGGCCAGCUGGCCAAAUCUGACACGCUGCCUGUUUUGUAAAUAAAGCUUUAUUGAAACACCACCAACCAUCUUUGUUUACAUAUUGUCUAUGACUGUCUUUGCCCUACAAUGGCUGACCUGGGCAGUUGUAACAGAGCCUGGGUGGCCCUGGAAAUCUCAGUCUUUUACUACGUGGCCCAUCAUGGAAGAUGUUUGCUGAUCUCUGGCCUAAACCACUGGCUGACACAUGUUAGUGCUUAAGAAGACUUAGAGAAUGAAUGAGUGAGUCAAUGGAUAAAUGAAUACGUGUAAAUAAAGAGCGACAGAAAAUGCUGAUAAAGAAAAACGUGUGUGAAAGGGAUAGAACUAUGGUUGACAUUCUUGCCUUUUGAAAUCCUGAACUGUUUGUUUAGCAACGUUAUUCCUUAAACAGAAGUAGAAGAAAAAUUUUAAAAGUCAUCCUACUAUCUUUGUAGAUCUCAGAGAAUAUAGUUUUGAGGUCUGCGGUUCAAGAAUUGCUGAAAUUCUAGAUUACUGAGCUAUUCACUCAUGUUUUCAUUUUUAGUUCAAAAGCAAAACGCCCUCAUUACUAAUUAUCCUUCUAAUUGUGAGUUAACAGUGGGGAAAGCCAGUCCGUGGGGAUUACUGGAGAGGCUAUGCCACAGCAGACCGUGUGGGUUGUUCAAACAUGAAUGGAACAGACCCGACUUGUGUAGUAAUGUAAAUAAUAUUUACCAACUGGUCAUUCAUCAGAAUUAAAUUGAUCCAAGGCCCCAUGAGGCUUGGUUAUCUCAGUCUGUGCUCCAGACAUAACAUUUACCUGAUAACUCACAGGGUCCCCAGGCCAGCUCUGCCCUCCUUAGUGGAGUUCUCCUUCUAUCGGCGUUCAAAAAGAGUCUUCUUUGUUUAAAAGUCAAUCUGUUGGCCGAGAAAAGAGAAAUCAGCAUAUACCUUUUUAAAAGAUCAAGAAACAAAAAUAGGACGAGAGAGACAUUUUGUUUGCUUCACAUGAUGAUGAAAAUUGGUCUCACACACUGCCUCCAUCCAUUCCCAUGCUCCUGUGAAUCUGGUUAGCGCUUUUAUAACUAUUUGCUCAUUUGCUUAACACUCCUUUAGGGUCCUAUCCAACUACUAGCGGAAGCCAAAAGAGGAAAAGCAAUCUAUUCACCAAAAGGCUGCAUUUUUAAAAGACAUUCUGCAUACUCCAUUUCACAAAGAAACAACGGGACUAUGAGCUCUGGGACAUUAAUUUUUCAUAGGCAAGAUAUUCAUCUUUAAUGCACAUGGCCAUAGGUUCAAAAAGUAAUGUUAAGCUUGUGUAUGUUGGCUGGAGUAAUGCUGUUCAAGACUUCCUCCCAGCUCCCUGUUGUACAGGAGUUUUACCCCACUGUGUUCAGUGUUUUCCUUUGCAUUUCAGAGCCCUGGAAUCAAGUGUAGUUGAGGUUGCAUGCUGGAUUUUGGUAGAGGCAUGUGUUUGCGUGAAUUUACCUGUAUUUACAUCCUUCAUUAACAGUGGUGGCAAUUAUUCUAAAGUAACCCAACAGUAAGGUGCAAAUUAUUUGACCCCUUUGAGCAAAAAGUCAGGAAAAGAUCACAAUGCCUCAGAAAGAGGCUCGGAUACCUGAGUGACCUCAUUAAAUAUGGCUGUCCCAUCCCUCCUAGAACUCCUAUUUAUAAUUAAUCAUUAAAAUGGCUAGAUUAAGCAGAAUCUAAUUAUGAUGAAGGCACAGCUUGCCUCUUUGGAAGAGAAAACGGAAAUGCUUCUCUAGCUUGGGGUGAUACAGCUCUUUGUACAGGUUCACUUCGGAAUUGACCUCGCUUGAGCGGAGACGGGAAAGGUCUUCCAAUGAACAGAAGAGGCGGCAGCCCCAAUAAAACAGCACUGACAUACAUAGACACACAAAGAAUGAAGACACCGAGUGGGACAGAAUGCCAAAGGCAUGCAAAAAGUCACGCCGACAGAAAUGGAGCAGGGAUGCUAUUUGUGACUCUGCUUCAUAAAACACAUAUUCACUGAGGCCACUAACAUAUCUUUCUCCACAAUUUCAAAUGUAGGAUAUCACAUAAGCCUCUUUUUGCUCUAGACCCAAAGCUGCAGGAAGUCCACCAGCCGUGUACUCUGCUUUUAUUAGGUUGAGUAUAUCCAGAUGAUUUUUAAUAAAGUUUUAAAAGGGCAUUAGUUUCCCGCUAUUUCAAUGAAAACCACUUGCAAGACGAAUUUAAAGCAAUAGAUCUAUUUCUUGUCAACACGUGCCCCUUUUAUGCAAAUAGGCUACUCUUCUGUAAUAGCCAACAAAACAACACACACACAUAAUCAUCAACUGCAUGUGACAUGGAAGAAAAAUGUCAGUGUUGUAAAUGUUUAAAGAUGAAGAAAAUGGAAUGUAUGCUGGGUGCCAUGGUAUGCUGUCCAGAUUCCCCAUUCAGGACCGAGGUUCUUGUUACCUCAAUUGCCGUAAGCUCAGAGUCUGGACACUGGAGGCUCUCUCUGGGAAGUGUCAGCCAAAUAGUGUCUUUAAAAAAAAAAAGUGUUUAUUUAUUUUUGAGAGACAGAGACAGAGCGUGAGCAGGGGACGGGCAGAGAGAGAGGGAGACACAGAAACUGACGCAGGCUCCAGGAUCCGAGCUGUCAGCACAGAGCCCGAUGCGGGGCUUGAACUCACAAACCGCGAGAUUGUGACCUGAGCCAAAGUCAGAUGCUUAACAGAGACUGAGCCACCUGGGUGUCCUGAUAGUGUCUUGUCUUAAGUCAUGCCUGUUCCCUAGAGGCAGCUCACAAUCCAGUGACUGGUCAAUAUGUGUGUUGGAUGGGAGGGCAGAGAGAGGUGCAUAAAGGCCUGACCCCCUGACGUCACGUGACCGCGAGGCCGUUCUAGCAGGAAGCUACUGAGGUCUUGCUGUGACCACAUCAUGGUUCAAUAUCUCCUUGGGCCCAGUUCUACCUCUUGCUUCCUCCUACAGGGUUUAAACUUAAGAGAAUUACAUGCAGAUCUGUAGGUCGGAGCUAAUUUCCUAGGGAACCCAACCUAAAAUAGUGAAGAAUAUUCCUUCCCAAUCUCUCUUUGAUUUUCUUUUCAGCUUUUUAUUAUGGAAAUAUGCAAACAUACACAAAAGUCAAGAAUAUAACUCAUCAGCCUUAUCAACAUCUUGCCAUUUUUGUUCCAUCUAAGCCUUUUUUAAAGCUGUCUUCUUUUCAAGUCAAUCAUUUUAGCCGUAAAUAUUUCAGUAUGUAUCUAACGUAUGAAGAUGUUCUAAAAGCAAUAACCACAAUGCUAUUAGAACAUGUAAAAUUAACAUAUAAAAAUAAUUCCUUAAAACCAUCUAAAACCCAACCUGUGUCCAAAAUUCCUCAGUUGCUUCCAAUUUUUUUCUUUUUCUUUUUUCUUUUCUUUUCUUUCUUUCUUUCUUUCUCUUUCUUUCUUUUCCUACAGGGCACAAUGAUUUGUGAAUUGUUAUUCCCACUUGAGGACUCAUCUUAAGGUAAUCAUGACUCCUCACCAGCAUGCCUACCCUGGCCUUCUAUCUGGUCUCCUCGUCUGUACCUCACCUCCCUCUUUGGAAGCCUUUCCCACUGUUGUCAGGUCGGUUUUCCUAAGAUUCAGCUCUAUUAAUGUUUCCUGCCACAAACAGCACUAUUUCUCUAAGUAUGGCAUAUGGAACAUUAGUCUGUCAACUGCGUUUUAAGAAAGGAAAAAACAUAAAUGGAUAUUCUGUGAUCAAAUAAAUCUCAGAAACGCUAUGAAUUUUGUUCCCUAUUCAAGGCUCUGAGCA